AUGGAAUCCCCACGUGAUAUUAAGAAAAUGAACAACUUGCCACAACGUGGUGGAACCGUUGGUGUUAGGAUCAGGUUUCUUCUACUCUUCUGGUAUGUAGUGGUACAUAUCGACGCGAUGUCGACGUGUCCGACUGGUUGCCAAUGUCUAGGGUCGGUUCGAGUGAAGGUUGACUGUUCCGGUGUGGAACACACAAUGAUCCCUGAAAUUAUUCCUUGCCAAACCAAUUCCUUUGAAAUUACGAACAAUUUCUUGCAAAGGAUUCACAAUGGAUCAUUCCCAUGCCAGGGAUUCCUGGAGAAACUGAAGCUUACGAACAACGCCAUCAAGGUCAUUGAGGACGGUGCCUUUGACAACCUUGUGUCACUAGCAGAACUUGAUCUUGGAGGGAACCGUCUGGCGACUUUGCCUCCGCUCCACUUUUUGACAAUGCUCAUCUCGGUCGACAUAUCUCAUAACAAUUUUACCCAAUGGCCUAUGCAGUUUCCACUCGGACAGACAUACGUUUCUUUUGGAUUUGACUGGAAUCCUUUGAAUAAAGAAAUGAUUGUGCCAUACAAGGCUGCACAUCUUCCCUACUCUACCACCAAAUCAAAUAUCCACCAUGAAUCUCCAAAAUAA
Molecule: messenger RNA, 621 nt
Organism: Strongylocentrotus purpuratus (purple sea urchin)
Lineage: Eukaryota; Metazoa; Echinodermata; Echinoidea; Camarodonta; Strongylocentrotidae
Product: slit homolog 1 protein-like
Exons: 2
Coding region: 1-621 (206 amino acids)
Cellular component (GO): extracellular matrix
Molecular function (GO): protein binding
Source: RefSeq, a predicted model, not a curated record